Molecule: messenger RNA, 5698 nt
Organism: Bicyclus anynana (squinting bush brown)
Lineage: Eukaryota; Metazoa; Arthropoda; Insecta; Lepidoptera; Nymphalidae
Product: thrombospondin type-1 domain-containing protein 7A
Exons: 29
Coding region: 176-3979 (1267 amino acids)
Source: RefSeq, a predicted model, not a curated record
GUCGCGAAUCUGAACGUUCGCGUUUUUCGCUCGCCAUAUAAAAUUCCUAAUUGGUACAACAAAUCAUAUCUAAUUGACUGCCAUAUAGCAAUGGUUUACUUUACUCUUAGGUUUAUUGUAAUGUGAAGAUUUCUCAACUUAUUCCUGCAAGGGGUUGACAGUAAACUCAAGAAGCAUGUACUGGCCGUGGCUUCUGCUACUACUGGUAGCAGUCAGCACUGCAGAUAAGGCCUCUGACCCACAGGGCCUCCUAGAAUCUACACCAGAACCGGUAAUAAAUGAUGGCGAGAACACGGUGUACGUCGGCAGUUGGACCGAAUGCACUGCAGGGGACGGAGAUCACACCACCAAUAUUGAAAGGUUUAACAUGCGACUUGAGACCGACUCCCUGGUGCACACCCCGCGCCUCGGGCUGCAGAGGCGGCAGGUGCAGUGUCGGAAGAAAGAUGGCAGCUUCAUAGAGCCGCUAUAUUGCGGGAUAGCCAUAGCAAAUAUCGGCACGACCCGCGUCUGCGUGAUGAAGGAGGACUGCUCCUUGGCCGAAUGGUUGCCAUGGCGACCGCGGCCCGACGGCGCCCUCGUACGCACCCGCCGACUGAGGAGGCUGCCUCAAGGAGGGGGCAAGGAGUGCGAAGUGGUGGAGGAGGUCCGGCCCGCAGUGUUGGAGGCGAGCGCGCACUGGACGCCGGGGCCCUGGGGACCCUGUCGCGUUGCUGUGGAGCUGCCUGCCACCAGCGCACCAUCUGAGGAUGACGACGAUGAUGCUGACGACAACGAUGCGAUCUACGAUGAAGACGAUGAGACCGACGAAGCGGACAAAGACACAGAGUCGAGCUGUGGCGGCGGGGUACAGAGACGAGAGGCGACGUGCGUGCGGGCGGACGGUCGCGCGCUGCACCCGGCUCAGUGCGCUCAUGCGCAGAUGCCUACGCUAGUGCAGCCUUGCGAGGUGCCGUGUCCUCGUGAUUGUGAAGUAGGCGAGUGGAGCGAGUGGGGCGCAUGCCAGCCGACUGACGGGUGUCCGCUCUUCCCUGUGCAACAGUUGACAACUACAGGUUACAGCGUUCGUCGUCGUCGAGUCACAGCGGCCGCGUCAGGAGGCGGCGCCCCGUGCCCCCCGCUUGAGGAAAAGCGAACCUGUCCGACCCCCCGCUGCGCCGCCUGGAAGGCGUUGUCCUGGGGCCCCUGCGUACUGAACCAGCCCCACACCACGUGUGGACCGGGCAGACGUACUCGAGAACUGCGCUGUAUUGGACAUGAUGGAAAAGAAGCACAGCGUGCAUGGUGUGGCAACGGCGCUCCAGCAAGGAGUGAGAAAUGCCGUAUAGCUUGCGCUGGCGACUGCGUGGUCUCGUCUUGGGGCAGCUGGUCACCGUGCUCGGCGCCAUGCGUCUCACCAGGACACUCCAGACCUACUAAAACUAGACGCAGACACAUACUUGCUCACGCUGCACCGAACGGUUGGCCGUGCCCAGCGGAGGACCAGUUAAUCCAGAACGAGACGUGCAACACCCACGCAUGCUCCACCUUCUCCUGGCUGGCGACCCCCUGGGGGCCGUGCGAGAGACGGCGGCAAGACUACAUGCCCGCCACUAACUAUACGGAUUUAUUGGAUAGUGAAACAUUCAAUGAGAGCGACGACGACGAGCCGUGCAUUGAGGAAGGAGAGAUGAACAGAGACGUCAUGUGUGUGCAGAACAACGCGGAUGUGGUGCGCGAAUCACUAUGUGCUCCUCUCCGUCGACCAGCAUCUCGACGCGCCUGCACCGUGAGAUGUCGUCGAGGGUGUAGAGUAGAAGCCUGGAUGCCGUGGUCGCCGUGUCCCAACACUUGCGACCCAGGCAAACAAGUACGAGUUCGAUCAGUGCACGGCGGUCCCAACUGCGGCCCGCUCCAGGAAUCUCGCGACUGUCCUGUCGCGCGGUCGUGUCGCUCCCGUGACGCGACGUGGGUCGCCGGCGAGUGGAGCACGUGCCGACUACCGCCGGGACAGCAUUGUGGUGUGGGGUACAGGAUUAGAAGCUUAUGGUGUGGUUCUGACUCGCACCGCGUGGAGGCAGGCGCCUGCGCCGGCCAGCUAGUGCCGCCCAGCGUAGCGCCCUGCACCGUCACUUGUGACGUCAGCCCGCCGCUCACGUGUGACGUCAUCUGCACCGACCCUUUGAAGUUUUUGGAUGCCUCAGAUCCUGAUAUACCGUCGUGCAUUUGUAAAAACAUUACUCUAGAACUUCUGCCAGCGGAUUCUGACUGCAUUCUUCCACCUGGUAUUGAAUGCGGUGAAGGCAGAUCGUUGAGAGCUGCUCGGUGCUUGGUAGGAGGUCGCGACGUACCUAUGGAUGUCUGUAAAAAAUAUCAUCCUCUUACUGGCCCUCGCCGAGUUCGUGAGGCAGUAACUGAUGGAUUUACCUAUGACGAAGAAUUUGCGUCCCUUCUUCGAGGAACUUGCACAGUUCACUGUGCGAGGGACUGUGCAGUUGGCGCCUGGGCAUCUUGGGGACCAUGUGCUGCUGAACCUGGCUCCAGAGCUGCCUUCAGAUUUCGGACAAGGGAAGUGAUAGAAGAAGGCUCCGCGGGUGGGCGUGAGUGCGGCGCCACACUGCAGCGCGCCACGUGUCUGGUGCCGGAGCCGCGCUGGGCGCUGGGCGAGUGGACGGUGUGCGCGCCCCGACGCGCGCUGUGUGGACACGCCAUCAUUAACAGGACCGUUACGUGCAAAGACGCGGACGGGAAUAAGUUAGAAGAUGCGAUGUGCGAGGCGUCUGGGGCCGGCGCAGCGCCGUCCCGCGAGGCCACGUGUCGCGCGCCCUGCCCCGCCGACUGCGUCGUCAGCGCCUGGUCCGAGUGGAGUCCUUGUGAACAGACGAAAUGGGGCGGUCGUCGUGACAGGACCCGCGUGGUGCUGCGCGCGGCAGACGACGGCGGCGCUGCGUGCCCUCACCUGGUGGCGGCCGAGCCCUGCGCGCCGCACACCUACUCCUGGCACAUCGCGCCGUGGGAUGACUGCCAACCUUUGGGUGGCUCGCCAUGUGGUGAAGGAACUAAGAAGAGAUCUGUACGAUGCCUGCGUAGUGACGGAGUUUUUGUUAAUGAUUCCUAUUGUCCUAACGCCACAGCGUCUGAAGCCCGUGAGUCGUGGUGCUACGUGCCGUGCGGCGUGGACUGCGAAGUGGGCGAGUGGGGCGCCUGGGACGCGACCGCUUGCUCCUGUGGGGACGCCUCCACUGCGCGACACAUGCGACGCUUGAGACAACAUUUGACAGCGGCGGUGUGGCCCGGGCGAGCGUGUCCCACGACAGAACAACGCGCGCCGUGUCCCCGCGAGCCGUGCCUGCGACUCGUUGCUAGACCCCUGCUGGGAUGUCACGUACAGACUUCAUCAGGCGAAGAAGCUGACAACGCUUGCGGUUGGGGCGUGAAACUGUCUCACGCGCGCUGCGAACUCACCAGCAUUUCUGAUGAACCGACAUCUGAUGCCUACCUGGAGCCCUGGCGAUGUGCCUCCGCUUUACCUGGCCGUAUUGUUGCACCACCUCUACAUCACCAGGAGGACGAGGAGUGCGAGGCGGAGUGCGGCUGCAAGGAGUCGGAGCUGGGCCAGCCGGGCCCCUGGGGCUCCUGGGGCCCGUGCCGCGGCGGCGCGCGCUCGCGCACCCGCCAGCUGCUGGUCCCACCACGUCGUGCUUGCAGGACUUCUUCUAGAUACAUAACAAUCGAAUGGGCCAACUGCACCGGCGACGCAGACGAGAUCCCCGACCUGCUCGCCGUAGAACCUCGCGAGGACAAGCCGCGCCGCGCCUGGCUCGGCCGCGACAGAGAUCACGACGUGUAUCACGACGGAUACAUCGAGGGAACCAGUUCAUUGUUGGCAGUGGUGUGGACAGCGACUAUUUUCCUCAGCUUGUACGGUGUAUUCAUGCUUUACCGUAUUGUACUCAGGUGCUUACGAAGUAGGAAAAUGAAAUCUGUUACCAAAGUUUAAGACAACAAGACUUAAAGAAAUGGCUACAGCUUCUCCUGAUUGUGCGAUUUCGCAUGUUUCAGGUACAUCACGGAUUUAGUCUUCGUUACCUGUUUUGUUACCUGUUUUAAUAUUACAUUCCAUACUAUUGAGUUUAGAAGUUAUCUUAUUUUUGUUAUUUAUUCUUAGAGUGGUUUGUUAUUUUGGAUUUUAAUACAAUUUAUUAUUACCAGAUAUUAUGCGGUGUUUAACAUCGUUUUUUGUGAAUUUAACAUUACUUUCUAGUUACUCCCCCUGUGCGACUAAAAUAAUCAUCUUUUUAACUGUAACCGUAUCAUAUCAGAAAAUAGUUCUUAUCAAUAAAAUUAAAUGGUAUAACACUUACCAAUAUUCUGAUAAUAGGAACGUAAAAGCCAGCGAUCAGUCUGUCCGCAUGAGUGCUUCCAUGUUUUUACGACGUAUAUGAAUAUGCUAAUUUAGACGAUUUUUAUGACAUUUCCAUGCGAAAAUAGCCGCGACUCGAUGGGGCUUUACGGAUUGACAAUAUUACUAGCUCGAGCUACGGUAGUAGCUUUAGAAUUCGUCUUACUUAGCUUAGAAAUGAUCGAAAGUAUUAAUGUGGUGUUAAGGUGAACCUCCGAAUUUGAGAUUUAUAAUCUUUAUUUAUCCGAAAAUCUACAGUUAUUUUAGUAGGUAAUCGUGCUAACUGCGAUCAGUUAUGAGUUUAUUUUGCUAAAAUAUUUAAACAUCUCGGUCUAUUAAAUAAGUUUUACCAAAGAAUUAUAUUUUGAUAUGAAAAUAAAGCUAUUUUUAAGCUAAUCAAACUAUUUAAUGCACAAAAAUAGUCCUAGCUGUUUGUUUCAGUUAUAUUUUUUGUACAAAUUGAGUUAUAUUUUCUUAAAAGGAAAGAAAGAAUAAUCCGAGGAACUGUUUCGUAUAAGAUAUGCAAGACUAGUCAAUAGCGACCAAAACACAUCAUACAACAUAUCAGUGUUAAAUAUAAAUCAUCAUUGAGUAGGUCGUCACCUGAUAUAACUUCUCGCCCAUUGUCGACAUACCAAUGCUUACGAGGAUCAAGAACAACUUUAGGGCUUUGGCGCACAAAAUUAAUGUAACGAUAGAUAUAAGGCGCUAAUAUCCCCAUGGUAAUAUUUGGUCAUAAUCAUAUAUUAUUACACUUUUCGUAGAUUUUGCAUUUAAGCCCAUGUAUUGUGUCAAGUAUGUAUUAACGAUGUGAGUGUGUUCUUCGUGCUUACUUCUUUAAAGUUAAGGUGUUUUCAUUCUUUUUCUCAUUUUCAUGUUUCAUUCUAUCAUUUUCUUUCAUUUUAUCAUCAAUAUGAUAUACGUGAUGAUGAUUUAGAAAUACAAAAACGCUAUCUGCCUCUCGUUCGUUAUCAAUGUUUUUCAAUAAAUUCUAUUUUGUAUCUGAUAUUUAUCUACAUCUUGUUCCUUCACGACAAUAUGAAUUAAAAUUACUCAUAUCAACUUUACAAUUGUAUAACUGUAUUAUAAAAUUUUAGUUGUUAACGUUAACCUUAUACAUUUUGCUAUAUUUUAGUCAUUCUAUCCUGUUCGCUGUCAUCUGUACCUUUUGUCCUUGAAGUGUAUUAACCGUAUUAUAAUUAUUAUGCCAUUAUUAUAAUAAUAAUAUGAUAUUGAUGUGAAACAUGAUAGUUAAGGAAUCGUGUUAGACAAUACAAUAUUUGAUAUUUAAUAAAAUUUGAUUGUGUUUUAUAAAAA